This is a messenger RNA of Polyodon spathula (Mississippi paddlefish), 3834 nucleotides long. Its product is annotated as polyamine-modulated factor 1-binding protein 1-like. The transcript has 16 exons. Bases 1 to 3636 code for a protein of 1211 amino acids. The record is from RefSeq and is a predicted model, not a curated record. NCBI's taxonomy places the organism in Eukaryota, Metazoa, Chordata, Actinopteri, Acipenseriformes, Polyodontidae. Gene Ontology annotation, biological process: spermatogenesis.
AUGUCUCGAGCCUGUGUCCCGCUGGGAGUGCAGGUUUCGGAGGUGCAGAGUCUGACGGGGAAGGUGAGAGCAUUGCAGAGCGAUCUCAGGAGCCUACAAGAUAUCCUGAGGGACAGAGAGACAGCCAUGAGCGAGAAGGAGCAGAGAGUAACCCACCUUCAACAAGAGAGUCAGCUUCUGAUUCAGCAGACCGAGUGCCAGGAGGGGGUGCUGUCUCAGCUGUGCAGUGAGCUGCGGUGCUGCCAGUCUCAGCCGGAGGGGGAGGUCCAGCAGCUGGAAGUGGAGGUCUCUCGUCUGCAAGCUGAGCUGGAUUUGUGUAGUCAGGAGCAGCAAGACACAAUGGCCCGGCUGCAGCAGUAUCGGGCCACUGUGGAGAUGCUCAGCUCUGACCUGGAGGUGGCCCAUCGGCUGCAACAGGAGAUAGGGGAGGAGGUGGCGCAGUGUGAGUCCCGCUUGCACGCUCAGGAUUUGGAGGUGGUGCGGCUGCGCAGAAGUCUGCAGGAGGCGGAGUCUCGGGGGGCAGCGGCUGAGGCGCACGGUCAGUCCCUCUCAGACUCGCUGGAUGUUUACAAGCAGAAGUACCAGGCGUAUGUGAGCAAGGUGUCCUCACUGGAGAGUGGGCUGCAGAGCAGGGAGGAUGAGCUGAGGGAGGCCAGCGCACAGGUGUCAGAGCGUGACAAUGAGAUCCUGCGGCUACGCGCCGAGGCCCUAGUCUUGCGGAGGGAUAUGGAGUCACGCUGUGCCCAGCUGGAAAGUGGUGAUGAGGCCAUUGAGACAUUGAGCCAGGAGCUGAGAGAGAUGCAGAGUGAGCUGGAGAACAGCCAGAAACACGCAAGAGAGUGUGAGGAAGUGAUCUCGACACUGAGAGAGAGGACUGCGGCGCUGCACGCACGGGCAGAGGAGCAGAAGGAAGUCGCAGAGAAGCUCCAGGCUGAUUUCUCAGUGUACCGAGCAUCACAUGCAUGCUCUGACUCCGAGUACGACACACAGCUUUCACAUAACGAGCAGCUCAAACAGGAGCUGUCCUGUGUGCUGGAGCAGUGCAGUGAGCGUGCUCAGCAGGUGUCUGAUUACCAGGGGCUAGUCCGGGAGCUGAAGGAAGAGGUCAGCAGGGUCUCUGAGCAGAGAACCAGCAGCAUGAGAGGUGAAAUAGCACUGCAGUAUUACCUGGGAGGGCUGGGAGAGGUGCUCAGGCUGGAGGAGGAUGUGAGGCAGCUACAGGGAGAGAUGGGAGGCGAGGUUCAGAGGAGGCAGGGGGAGGUGGGGGCGCUGGAGCAUCGAGUCUCGAGACUGGAAGAUGACCUCAGGGAGGCACAAACACUGUGUGCUCUGAAAGAGCAGGCCACCCAGAAGAGACACAACCUCUUGAGGAAGUCUGAGACGAACUUACUGGAGGUUUCUGAGGAAAUCCGAAAGAAGUCAGUGGAGGCUAAGAGGCAGGCGACGACGGCACGCAGCCUCGAGUCAGAUGUGCAGAGACUGCAGCGUGAGACCCGGAAGAAAGAGAAUGGGAGCGCCGCCCUACAGGCUGAACUACAUCGGAUCAAAGAAGAGCUGAAGGAGGCACACGCGCAGUACCGGGAGACAGCCCAGGAGCUGGCUCGGCAGGAGGAGAAGGUGGUCCUGGCGGAGAGUGGCCAGCAGAGGGCACAGGAGCAGUUGGGGGAGCGCGUGGCGGAGGUGGUGCGUCUGGAGCAGGGGGAGUGGAGACUGCAGUCCGAGCUGCGCGGGCUCCGGGAGCGAGUUGCCAGUGCAGACCAGGAGAUUGAAGGAUCCAGGAGUCUGAUUGAGAAGCUCAAGGCCGAGGUCACUCAGAGCAAGCAGAGCCACCAGAGCACACUGCAGGAGGGGCUGAGGCACCAGCAGGGGGCGCAGCGGCUCGAGAUGGAGCUUGGCAGAAGCAAGGAGCAGCUGCAGGAGCAGGCAGAGAUGAGCCGUCGUCUUCGGGCAGAGUUGAGCCAGGAGCAGGCUCAGCAACAAGACCAGCAGAAGCGUCUGGAGAGCGGGCGAGAGCGAAUGAAUGGGCUGGAGAGAGAGAACGGGGAGCUCCGAGCCAGGCUGCACUCCACAGAGCAGCUGCUAAAGAAUAAGGAAAUGCAGAUGUCCAAUUUAAAGGACAGUGUUUCAGAGCUCCACAGCGCCUCCCAGCAGCAGCGAGAGGAGCAUGCUGCUUGCCAGUCACAGCUACAGCUUUCCAAGAGAGACCUGGAGGAGGCACAGAGUCAUAGCAAAAGGCACUGUGAAGAGGUGAGGCGAGGAGAGAUGUUGAGACAGAAGCUCACGGAAGAGGUGAGGCGAGGAGAGAUGUUGAGACAGGAGCUCAUGGAAGAGGUGAGGCGAGGAGAAGAUUUGAGGCAGGUGCUGAGUGAAGAGGUGAAGCAAGGAGAGGGUUUGAGGCAAAACCUCAGAGAAGACCAGAUGCAAGGCGUAGAAUUCAGGAAGAGCCUGAAUAAGAUCAUAACCAAAGACGUGCCAUUAAAACUAAACCAUAAAAAAAGAACGUGCAAGAAACAGCAACCAGGAGAGGUUGCACAGCACAGCAAGGACCUGCUGACAGAGCACAGGCAGGAAGUGAGGUACAGUGAAGAGGUGAAACAAGGUCUCUGUGAGAGAGGACACAGCAAUAGAGUGAAGAAAGGAGAGGACAUUGAAGUUGAGCAAGAAUAUAGAGAGAGGCAACAUAAGGCAAUGAAGCCAGAAAAGAGACAGACAGAGAGAGAGCAGUAUAACACAGGCAGAGAGAAGGGGAUGGGUAACCUAAAAUCUGCACAGAGCCAGAGAGUGCAGCCACACAUGCAGUCAGAGGUGAAGCAAGAGCAAGGCAUAGUGCAUACUGAAAAAAUCAGGCAGAAUGUGAAGCAAGAAAAUGAGAAGGAUAGUGAUUUCAGACAGGGGUGGGGAUUCAGUGAGAUGGAGAGACACCUGAGUCAGUUGGAUAGCGAGGAUGAGAGACAAGACCUGCAGUCAGAGCAGGGACAGAUCUGGCAAGGCCUCGUCCCUGUGGAGGUAAAGCUAGAAGAGGAGACGGGGGGAGAGGGGCACCCCAGUGAGCAGGAUGGCAGGGACAGGACAGAGAGACACAACGAGGAAAUGAGGAGGCAGGACCCAUGGUCUGCGCAGAAAGUGAGGCCAGAAAUUAAAUCAGAGCUGAGGGAGAAGAAUAGUCAGGGCCUGCCAGUGGAAAUGAGAGAGAAGCACAGUGAGAAAGUGAGCCAGGGAGGCAGCAAGCCACAGAGCUUCAAGCAGAUGAUGGAAGAAGUUAGACAGGAACUACAGAAAAGGAGGCCCAGUGAGGAGAUUAGCAGGUUCAAGGAGUCUGUGUCAAGGCUGGAGACAGCCCAGAAUAGGGCCAGGCAUGGGGCUCGAGAGCUGGCCUCGGCAGAACAGGCAGUCCGAGAGCUGAGGAUGGAGCUGACCUCUGCGCAGGGGGCUCACAAGGAGAGCAUGGAGCAGCUGAGCGAGCGGAGUUGGGAGGUGGCGAGCCUGCGCAAAGAGCUUGUCCGUUCCCAGCAGCGCAGUGUUCAGCUCGGGCAGGAGAAUGCUGCAUACGAGGAGAGAAUGAGGCGUCUCAAUGGGGAACUGAAGAGGCUGCAGAGCCUGAGCCAACACACACACAAUGAGACUGUGGUGGCCUGACUCCCUACACCAGACUUGCAUUAAAGCAACAACACAGCAACUUCCCAAACUGCACCACUGCUGUUUGAAGAACAAUCUGGAAGACUGAAGAACUAGCUUGUAUUUUACCACGCUGCUAUGCUGCUGUUUUACAGAACAUUCUUACCAUUUACCAAGCUGCACUGCUGUUACUGUUUUGUUUCAAUCUGCAAGUUCAAU